This is a messenger RNA of Didymodactylos carnosus, 975 nucleotides long. The record is from the annotation of a GenBank genome assembly. NCBI's taxonomy places the organism in Eukaryota, Metazoa, Rotifera, Eurotatoria, Philodinida, Philodinidae.
AUGGUUAAAGAAGAUCGUUCAACAUGGAAAGCAAAAUACACAAUGAGAUUAACACAAUAUUUGGAUGAAUAUCCGAAAUGUUUUAUUGUUGGAGUCGAUAAUGUUGGUUCAAAACAAAUGCAAAAGAUUCGUAUUUCACUGCGUGGUCAUGCAGUUGUAUUAAUGGGUAAAAAUACCAUGAUGCGUAAAGCAAUUCGUGGUCAAACAAGUAAAAAUUCAAAUUUGGAAAAAUUAAUACCACAUGUCUAUGAAAAUGUUGGAUUUAUAUUUACAAAAGAAGAUCUAAGUACAAUUCGAGAAAAAAUUCUUGAAAAUAAAGUAUGUAUUUAUUUUAUCGUUGCUGCCCCGGCUCGUGCAGGUGCACUUGCUCCUAUUGAUGUGUCAAUUCCAGCACAAGUAACAGGUUUAGGACCAGAAAAAACCAGUUUUUUUCAAGCUCUACAAAUACCAACAAAAAUUACAAGAGGAACAAUUGAAAUUAUCAAUGAUGUACAUUUGAUUAAAAUUGGUGAAAAAGUUGGAGCUAGUGAAGCAGCAUUAUUGAACAUGUUGAAUAUUUCACCAUUUAGUUAUGGUUUGAUUAUUCGUCAAGUUUAUGAUUCUGGUGCGUGUUUUAAUCCAUCAAUUCUCGAUAUAAAACCGGAAGAUCUUCGACAGAAAUUUCAAUUAGGUGUUCAACGUUUAGCCGCAUUUUCUCUGGCUAUUAAUUAUCCAAAUCAAGCAUCAGCUCCUCACUUGAUUAUGGGUGGAUUUAAACGUCUUUUAGCAUUAGCUGCGGAUACCGAUGUUGAAUUUGAACAAGCUAAAACAUUAAAAGAAUUUUUGAAAGAUCCGAGUAAAUUUACUGCAGCUGCCGCAGCUCCAGCAGCCCCGGCUGGUGGUAAAAAAGAUGAAGUGAAGCCAGAGCAGCAAAAACCUGUAGCAGCUGAUCCUGAAUCGGAUCCUGAAGAAGGUGGUUUUGAUAUAUUUGGUUAA